Ochotona curzoniae (black-lipped pika) is the source of this 897-nucleotide messenger RNA. Its product is annotated as basic salivary proline-rich protein 3-like. Lineage: Eukaryota; Metazoa; Chordata; Mammalia; Lagomorpha; Ochotonidae. The transcript has a single exon. Bases 1 to 897 code for a protein of 298 amino acids. The record is from RefSeq and is a predicted model, not a curated record.
AUGGUGACUAAUCCUCCGGCUCCGGGAGGUGACCGGGUGAGUGAAGGCGACUCGGUCCAAUCAGGAGCGCCGCAGGGGCGGAGCGGCAGCCCCGAGGCUUUUCCAGAAGGGGCCAAAGGCCUCCCUCUCGCUCGCUACCUGACACCAGGGCUUCCCCGCCGCCGGGCCCCGGCUGGCGUCAACUUUCCUCCAGCAGAGGGGGACCGCGCUCCCGCUCCACGGCCGCCCACCCCCCAAGAAUCCGACCUCCUCUGCAGCUGUCACCAGCGGCGGGCGCCGGGCCCGCCCCGCUCCAUUCAUAACCCCGGGCCCCGGCCGUUGCAAGCCGGCGCGACGCCCUCCUGCCCGCCCAACUCCGCAGGCAGCCAAGGUGGAGGCACCGCGCGUGCAGGGUCCGGAAUGCGGGGACCCUGGCCCCUCCGGGCCGGCGGCCGGUCCCCCUCCCCGGAAACAGCAAGGCACCACGGGAGAGGGAUGGGGGCCCCCGCACGCCGCGCCAGGCGAUCGCGGGGACCCCCUGUCUCCCUGCGCACGCCCCUAAGCACACGCCCCCCUCGCCCCGACCGGGGCGACUCCCGCUCGCCCAAAGGGGGAAAAAAAAGCAGCCAGGCAGCCGCCCGCAGCCCUCGAGGCGCGACCGCCGCCCUAGCUCCGCUGCGUCGCCGCCGCAGGCACCGACAGCCGCCACACACGCCGGCGUCCGCCAUGUUCGGGGCGCUGCGGGGACGCCGCGCGGGAGCCCCGGGGCCCCGGAGGAGGACAGCCCGGGGAUCCCUGCUCUGCCCCCGGAGCCCCCGUCCCGUGCCGGGGCCGCGGCCCCAUCCCGCCCCGCCCCGCGGGCCCCCUUCCUUCCGCCUCGGUUACUCACGUGAGAUAACGGCCCAAAGAGUCGGGUAA